AUGUCUUACAACAAGGCCGAAAAGGAUAUUGGCGAGGCCCCCAUGCAUUUCCUCGUACAACAAGACAAUUUGCUGACGUGGGCUUUUCUUCUUUUCCGCAAUGUACAGAAGGCCCACAAGAUCCGCAUCACCCUCACCUCUCGCAAGGUCAAUGUCCUCGAGAAGGUGUGCAGCGAGAUCCUCGACCGUGCUAAGAGCAAGGACCUGCGCGUCAAGGGCCCCGUCCGCCUGCCCACGCAGACCCUGAAGAUCACCACCCGCAAGACUCCCUGCGGUGAGGGUUCCAAGACCUGGGACUCGUACGAGAUGCGCAUCCACAAGCGUCUCAUUGAUAUGCGUGUUCUUUUUGCUGACGAUUUCUUUUUUCCUUUCAUUUUCAACAGUCUUCACGCCCCUACCGAGGUUGUCAAGCAAAUCAUUGUCAACAUCGAUGCCGGCGUCGAGGUCGAGGUCACCAUUGCUGCUUAA
Messenger RNA from Metarhizium acridum CQMa 102, 468 nucleotides. The record is from RefSeq and is a predicted model, not a curated record. Lineage: Eukaryota; Fungi; Ascomycota; Sordariomycetes; Hypocreales; Clavicipitaceae.